AUGCAGGCGUUCGUGACAGGCCUACGGCCUUCCAGGUUCUUUUGGUUUCUCGUGGAGCGGCCCCCCGUCGCGGUCCCCGAGAUGCUUCAGCGCGCUAGCCAGUUCAUCGCCGCAGAGACAUGGAUGGCUAGGAAGUGGGAGGAGCACAAAAAGGUCAAGUCGGAGCCGCCCCGGCAGCAGCAUCCCGUCGCAUCCCGGCGUAAGCUGGACAGAUCCGACACAAGGCCUCCCCUCCUCGCAUUGAAUUCGUCCCGAACAGAAAUAUUUCUCCAUGAGAAGGGGAAGGGGCUAAUCAAGGAGCCUCACCCGAUGAGGAACCCGCGAGAGCUUGCGGACCGUUUAAAAUAUUGCCGCUUCCAUCGGCAAAUUGAGGAGCUCAUUCACAGAGGGCAUCUCGGCCAAUACCUCCGGCUGGACAGACAGCUAUCACCACGCCCGGAAGGCCCCAUCGAGCGACACAUCGACGUGAUAGCUGGCGGUCCCGCAUCAGGGGGGGGCUCCAUGUCGGGAAGAAAGGCGUACGCCCGAGCCGCCUCGGACGAAGCCCCCGGACACGGGCCCGAGCCCGAGAUUACAUUCCCGACCGGAGUAUCUGAGCAACCCGAGCACGACGACGCUCUCGUGAUAUCGGCCAGGGUAGCCAACGCGCAGGUGAGAAGGAUCAUAGUCGACACUGGGAGCUCGGCCGACAUACUUUACUUCGACGCCUUCCAGAAGCUCGGCCUGGCUAGAGAGAAUAUGAAGCCGAUGUGCUCAGCGCUCACCGGAUUCACGGGAGACUCAAUAUCACCACUAGGUGCUAUCACCCUCCCCUUAACCUUAGAGGUCCCGCCAAGGUCGAAGACGGUAAUGACCACUUUUCUGGUGGUCGACCUUCCCACUACUUAUAACGCCAUACUCGGUCGGCCGAACCUCAACAAGGUCAGAGCCGUCGUCUCGACCUACUACCAAACCAUCAAGUUCCCGACUCACGCUGGGGUCGGGGAGGUUACAGGAAGCCCCCGAGAAUCCAGGCGGUGCUACCUGACCGUCGUUUCGUUGCACAAGAGGGCCAGGAUCGAGCCACCACUGGAAGACCCGCGGGAAACAAAAAAACCGGCCCCUCACCCCGAGCCGAGGGGAUCCACCAUUGACAUAACACUGCGAGAAGCUCGGCCAGACCAGACGGUCAAGGUCGGUUCAGAACUGCUCGAGCGGGAACGGGAGCAACUCGUCGGCCUCCUACGGGAAAACGCCGACAUCUUCGCUUGGUCCCCAUCUGACAUGACGGGCGUCGACCCAGGAGUCGCAUAG
Messenger RNA from Musa acuminata AAA Group (dessert banana), 1293 nucleotides. RefSeq lists its product as uncharacterized. The record is from RefSeq and is a predicted model, not a curated record. The transcript is spliced from 2 exons. Lineage: Eukaryota; Viridiplantae; Streptophyta; Magnoliopsida; Zingiberales; Musaceae. Bases 1 to 1293 code for a protein of 430 amino acids.